GUCUCAAGCAAGGGUGGGGGACGUCUGUACCCUCUUCCUUGCUUAAAGAGUUAGUGAGUGAGCAAAAACAUUACAAAAUAGGAGAUGUUGACUGGCUGAUACUGUGGUUGCAUAGUAUUUUUAUCAGUAUAAACUAAUUUGCUUUGUGAACUUGAAGUAUUUUUAUCAUUCUGGGUUUUGAGAGUUUACCAUAUAAAAUGAUAGUUUAUAAAAAGAAAUCAUGUGCACUUAAAAGUUAAGGAAGAAAAAAAACUAUGUUAAGUGACGUUAAAACUAUGUAGUAGCACUGUAUAUACCCUCCAACUGCUUCCAGUAUGCCCAUAUUACUUUUCCUGAUAGACACGUCGGCUUCUAUGAACCAGCGCACGUAUCUGGGCACUACAUAUCUGGACAUAGCUAAAGGCGCUGUAGAGACUUUUAUGAAGCUGAGAGCCCGGGAUCCUGCCAGUAGAGGAGACCGGUAUAUGUUGAUCACUUUCGAGGAGCCGCCUUACUGUAUCAAGGCUGGAUGGAAAGAGAACCACGCAACGUUUAUGAAUGAACUGAAAAACCUGCAGGCUGUAGGACUUACGACGCUUGGCCAUUCCCUAAGGACAGCUUUUGAUUUAUUAAAUUUAAAUAGAUUAGUGUCUGGAAUAGACAACUAUGGGCAGGGAAGAAAUCCAUUCUUUUUGGAGCCAGCUGUUGUUGUAACCAUUACUGAUGGGCAAAAGUUGACCAGUAACAGUAAUGCGCAAAAUGAGCUUCAUCUGCCACUCACUUCUCCUCUGCCUGGAAGUGAACUGACUAGGGAACCUUUUAGAUGGGAUCAGCGCCUCUUUGCUCUUGUUCUUCGAUUACCUGGAGCUGCAUCUGUGGAGCAAGAACAUCUAGUGGGUGUACCUUCAGAUGAAUCGCCUAUUACUGCCAUGUGUGAAGUUACAGGGGGUCGUUCAUACUCUGUGUUUACUCAAAAGAUGUUGAAUCAAUGCCUGGAGUCUUUGUCACAGAAAGUGCAAAGUGGUGUGGUAAUUCACUUUGAAAAAGUAGGAGCAGAGUCAAAGUCAGAAGGUACCUGGUCUGAUGCUCUCAGGACAUUAUCUUCCAGUGGGUCCCUGCCUUGGCAUAGUUGUCAUAAACUCAUCUAUGUACGACCAAACCAUAAAACUGGAGUCCCUGUGGGGCACUGGCCUAUCCCAGAAUCAUUUUGGCCAGAUCAGAAUUCUCCUACACUGCCACCUCGCACAGCUCAUCCUAUUGUAAAGUUCACCUGCGUCGACAGUGACCCAAUGGUUAUAGAUAAGUUUCCAUUUGACAAGUACGAAUUAGAGCCAUCUCCACUGACCCAGUUCAUCUUGGAGAGAAAGGCACCCCAUGUUUGCUGGCAGGUAUAUAUAAGCAAUAGUGGGAAGUACAGUGAUUUGGGACAUCCGUUUGGUUAUUUGAAAGCAAGUACAACACUAAGCUGUGUGAACUUGUUUGUGAUGCCUUAUAACUACCCUGUUCUCUUUCCACUUGUAGAUGAUUUGUUCAAAGUACAUAAUCUGAAGCCAGAUUUAAAGUGGCGGCAGUUGUUUGAAAAUUAUUUGAAGUCGAUGCCUCCAUACUACUUAGGGCCCCUGAAGAAAGCUUUGCGAAUGAUGGGAGCAGCAAAUUUAAUUGCAGAUGCCGUGGAAUAUGGUUUAAGCUACAGCAUAAUUUCAUACCUUAAAAAGCUCAGCCAACAGGCUAAAAUAGAAUCUGAAAGGGUCAUAACAGCAGUUGGAAAUAAGCCAGUGCAAGACAAUGGAAUUAAAGUGAAGAAGCGAUCAAAAGCUGUUGUGCAGAGGAAGUGUAAAGACUUUAGAAAACUGCUUUGUGGGAUCACUGAUGACAUUCCACUCAGACUCCUUGAUAUUACCAUGAAGGAGUUUGCUGGGUUUCACAUUGCCAUAUUGAACAAGAAUUUGAAACCUCAGACCUUCAAGAAUCCUUACGAUGUGCAGCGGAGCAGUCUUGUAGAUCAUUUGACGAGAAUGAGAUGUAACCUAUUGAGGACAACACGCAAUAUCCUUAGAGGGCAAGAUGAAGACAAUAUGCACAGUGUUCCUAUAGCACAGAUGGGCAACUACCAAGAAUACUUGAAACACAUUCCUUCUCCUCUCCGAGAACUUGACCCUGAUCAGCCGAAACGGCUGCAUACAUUUGGGAAUCCUUUCAAGUUGGACAAAAAGGGUAUGAUGAUAGAUGAAGCAGAUGAGUUUGUUUCAGGACUUCAGAGUAAAAGCAAACGACCUGGAGAACCAAAUAUGCAUGGCAUUAACAAAAGGAGGAGGUGCAUGUCUCCACUACUCCGAGGCAGGUUGCAGGCUACACCUGCCAUAACAAAUAACAUUGGAGAAAAAGAUUCACCGCCCAAAAUUGUUGCAGAAGUACAGGCAGAACUCAUCAGACCUAUUCCUGUUCGUAAAGUUGCAGACACAAGACAAGACGACCUUGCGGAUAACAUUGUGCAAAAUCACAUUGCUGAUCUCACUCCAGUACUGGAACCUGAAAUAGUUCUUUCUGUUGCAUAUGAAACAUCAGAACAAGCCAUAAAUCACAUAGAUGAACUCCCUGGUAAUCACUUAUUGACUAAUAACUUCUUCAUCAGCAGUUCUGAUGAAGAUGACGAAGAACCAAGAGGACGAGAACUAAAUUAUGGUGAUAACAUGAAGCAGUCUUCUAACAGAGGAGAAAAGAUGAUGAUGGACUGCAGAUAUUAUAAGGAAGUUAACACUGAGAUCAGGGUACAGAUUUUAAAGGAGAUUCGAAAGCCAGGAAGAAAAUAUCAGCGGAUCUUUUCUUUAGUGCAGCAAAUUGAAGGUACCCUGCAGACACGGCUUAUCUUUUUACAGAAUAUUAUUAAAGAAGCUGCAAGGUUUAAAAAGCGAGUGUUAAUUGAACAGUUGCAGAGUUUUUUGGAAGAACUUCAUCGCAGAUCCAACCAGAUGAACCACCUUGACAGCAGAUAGUCGUAGAUGUCAUGCAACAUUUGAAGGACUGUUGAGCAGACAACAGCAUGAAAUAAUUAACAGCUGCACUCUCCAUGUGAUUUCUGUUCUUAUUUUAUACUUCACAUCUAAGAUCCAGCCAUAAAGGACUAAAAAUAAAAUGAACCUCUCCAUACCAAGUAGCAAAGGAUUAAGAGGGAUUGUAUUUAUAAUAAAUUUUAUAGCAGGAAGUUAAUUUUAUUUGGACCACAUGUUUGUAUAUUAAGCUAAAAGUAACUAUUGGUCAGUUUUCCUCAGGAUUUAAAAUUUUAUAUCUCAACAUUCAAAAGAGAUUCCCACCUUCCCAAGGGUGAGAACUAACUUAGUAGUGUUUGUCAAAAAGGUUGCUUUAUAGUUUUCUUAAAAAGCACAUAAAUUGAACAGGUAACUGAUAUUUUUGAACACAGUUUAUUUUGUACAUUUGUAUUUUAAAGAUUAUUUAAAGAAAAUGGGCACUUUUGUUAUUUUACUAAUAAAAGUUUCUGUUUCAA
Messenger RNA from Protopterus annectens (West African lungfish), 3481 nucleotides. It is a transcript of the gene INTS6, whose product is annotated as integrator complex subunit 6. The coding region runs from base 315 to 2972 and encodes 885 amino acids. Lineage: Eukaryota; Metazoa; Chordata; Ceratodontiformes; Protopteridae. Gene Ontology annotation, biological process: snRNA 3'-end processing. Gene Ontology annotation, cellular component: integrator complex. The transcript has 18 exons. The record is from RefSeq and is a predicted model, not a curated record.